AUGAAAGAAUUAAAAAACAAAUUCGAAAUCGAAAUGGUAAAUUUCCCAAGUUGGAAGAAUGUCUUGCUCUCUGGCACUCACAUGCUGAAACGGCUAAACUUUCUACAAGUGAUGAUAUAUUAAAA
Acaulospora morrowiae is the source of this 125-nucleotide messenger RNA. The record is from the annotation of a GenBank genome assembly. Lineage: Eukaryota; Fungi; Glomeromycota; Glomeromycetes; Diversisporales; Acaulosporaceae.